UCACAUUUCCCAUGCUGCUACCAUCGUGGCUCUGCAGCCUCUCUCUCUCUCUCUCUCAUGCACACUGACAUAAAUGCACCAGAGUGAACACAGAUCUGUAUCUCUGCGCUGAGGAGGCAGCAUCCAGCAGUCAUUUUUCUCCAUCCUCAGUUUUUGCUGGCUCCUGUUUUUCAAGGCAGUGCGUCAGAGGCUGUGGAUAUGCCUGGUGAGAAUGCACAUCGCAGCGGCCCCACGCAGGGCCUUCUGGACUCUGGAGACUCACAUUCAGAGCUGCCAGGACCAGAUCUGUCUGGUCAAACAUCCAGUUCAUCAGCUUCAACUCCUACAGACAGUGCCUCCAGUCCUUCUCCCAACAGCCCUCCUAAACUCUCUCCAUUAUGUACUCCUUUUGGACCCCGCCUGGUGAUGGCUAAACCAACAACUUCUACUCGCCCACAACCUGAGGGUGCAAGUUUUGAAUUUGAGGGUCAUUUUGGAACUAUGGGACGACCAAUAGGGCGGUUUGGUAGAGGAGCAUGCAGACGAGGUCCCAUGAAAAUGGAACGAAUCAAAGUCCUAACUGGAUCAGAAAUUGAAAGUGAUUUUCAGGAGCCAGAGACCAUGGACUCAAGGGUGGUAAUGGGACAAGAGGCUCUGCUGAGAAAUAUGGAGACACAGAGUGGAAUGCUGCAAGAUAAACAAAGAGGUCAAGAAAAGUCUAGUUCAGUAAACCAGCCCACAGAAACGUCCAAGAAAAGCACUAUUGGGCUAGAUGAAAAAGCAAAGCUAGACACUGGUCAGGUGUGUUCUGAUGUGGAUCAGGGUAAGAGUGUGACUUCAGUCCCAGAACAGGAGAAAGCCUUAGGUCAGAUACUUGAAUGUCAAGUUCUAGAGUCCAAAGUGAGAGAUGCCGAAUCGACAGACAGCAGUACUCUUUUCCCAGAAAAUGAAGAAGAACCGCUGUCUUUAUCUCAGGGUGAAGUGCCUUCCUUAUCAUUUUCCGAACCUCCCUAUGUUGUUGACCCACAGCGCAUUGGUGUACUGCCAGGACUUGAUCCAGAUCGCUACUACACAGCCCCUUCCACCCCCAUUAAAAUGGCUUAUUGCUCACAUCUUAAGCAACCAUGGCGCCCAGGGAGCCCGAGCCAAAGUCCAGGUUCUCCAACUGAUGAGUCUGACCUAUGUUCCCCUCCCACCUCUCCCUCUGGCUCCUACAUUACUGCUGAGGGAGGCAGCUGGACCUCGUACACCUCAAGCACCUCCCACUCUUGUUCCCCAAACUUAACAGCUGAGGCAGAGUUACAAGAUGCUCCUGCUUGCUAUGUAGGCUCCCUCUCAGAGAUCGGCGAUGACCUUGGAGACGAGUUUACUACCAAUUAUAAAGAUGCUUGCCUGGGUAAACCAGAAUUGCCAGAGUUGCUUGAAAAUGUGGCCUGUAAGGUAAAUAUACUUACAAGAGACACCUGUAGGCCUCAUUGGGUGACAGAACAUGUUUCCACACAAGAGAGCAGCAGCAAGAAAGUUACAGACUGCCAGCAGGACACAGAAAUUUCUGAGGGCUCUCCGAGGGUUAGAACUCCUGAUGCAACUCAAGCAAUUAAUGAUCCAGAUCACAGUCUUGAAAUGGAUUUCAAUGCCUGUUUCUCAGAGCCAUCUAUGAGCCUAGAUCCUGUUCUAACACUAGAAGAUAAUGCAGCUUCUGCACUUGAUGCAGAAAGCAAAACCCCUGUCACUCACUCUCCAGAGACUAUAGACUGUAAUAAUUCAUAUCUCGAGAUUGGAUCCUCUUUUCCUAUGUUCCACGGCUACUCUAGGGAUGAUGGGCCUGAGAGUGAUGCAAUGAUUCCUGCUUCUAUGUUGCCUUUUCAUGGAAGUCUGAUAUUCCAGGCAGAUUCCAUGGAUAUAACCCUGUUUCCCACAGAUGACGAACAGGGGAAUGAUGUUGAUGCCUAUGCUGCUGGUGAGGAGGAGGCUGAUGUAGAUGAGUAUGAUGAUGAGUACGAUGAAGAUGAGUGUGACGAAGAAGAUGUGGAUAAUGACAAUAAUGCAGAGCAGCAAGAAGCAGCUGAUAGGAGUGAAAGGGGAGUAGAUGACCAGAAUGAAGAUGAUACCUCUGCCUCUUUUUUAAAUUCCCUUUCAGAGAACUCAAUAAAUGAGGGUGUAGAUGAAUCCUUUGCUUAUCAGGAUGACACUGAGGAGUCAAUUGAUUCCACGUCUUAUAAUGGGGAUGAAGACGACCAUCUGUACAGCACAGAGAAGCAUGCAGAACUCUCACAACAAUUUCCUGGGCCAGACGAACCUGACCAGUCAGUAAGCCAUGCAAAGCCUGAAUCCUCUGGCAGUGAGAGUGAAAUGGAGAUAUCCUCUGGAUCAUCUGAGCUUCCACAUGCAGAACUACAAGAGAAUAUGGCAGAUAGAAUUGUUCAUGAUGAGAGCAAAAUCACGCAACAACCUUCAGAAACAAAGCCACUAAAGGGUGAGAUUUCAAAGCGAUUGGCUGCACAGACCAAAACAAUAGAUGAGGAAGGCAAACAGAGUACAGAUCCCUCAACAUCAGAGAAAGCACAGCCGGUCCCCACUGAUAAUCCAACAUCAUCUGUUUCCCUGGAAAAGCUUAAACAAAAUGAAAGUACAAUGGAUUCUUCUUUGGAAGGUGCUACAGCUGCUGACACGUCCUAUGAGACUAAUGCAGGUGGUUGCCAGAAAUUGGAUCAGAAACUUGGAAAUAGCAUGGAGCUUACUUAUAUAUCAUUGCAGCCAGCUGAAACUGCAACCAAUGACCUAAACAAGGGAGUUCCCCAACUAACAUACCUGGAUGACUGCAGCCCCACAAACAUUCCAGUUUGUGCCUAUCCUGAACUGUGUGACAUGGCAGAUAACUUAAGUUCAGCUGAUGUUUUACAAUUUGAACGUCCCAUGAAUCAAGAUAAUCUGACAGAAAAUCAACCUGCCAAUGAUGAUGUAAACCAUGGCACUCAAAAUAUGUCAUGUUCCACGUACAGCAGGCUUGUCAUUUCACCCAAGAAAGAGAACUCUGAGAGCAGCCUGACAGAAAGGGACCUUUAUUCAGACAGUUGGACACCUAGAGAUCCCUUGUCUUUAAGUGAAUGCUGCGACUUUGAGGCUGAAAAUCUGUUAAUGUGUGAGAUAGCUAGAUCAGUGCACAGUAAAGGUUUGUCUGUCGCUCAUAACAUUGCUGCUGGAGAAGACAUCAUGGGUGAUGAUGAGGACAACAACCGGUAUUGUGACCUCCCAGAGAAGAUGGCAGACAUAGAUGUUGGGGUGGUUGAGUCAAACAUUGCCAGUUGGAGAUCGAUCCAAGAUCUUUCAGAGGCAGGAGGAGGUGAAGAUGAUGCAAAUAACCUUCAAAAUCCAGAGAGCAAUCCACUCAUACACUGCAGUUCUGAAAAAGGCCUGGUGUCAUCAUGGAAUGAUCCAGAAAAAACUUGCACACCCUUAAUUCCGUCAGAACUUGCAUUGAAUAUGCUUUCAGAUGAUGGGAAAGAUGUGAAAGAUCAAACUCCAAAUACAGAUUUUAACAUUCCAGAGGAUUUAUCUACAGACAAAUUAAGAAAGGAAAGUACUGAAAUAGACUUUGAUCAAUCAAGGGAUCUUGAAUCUUGUGGUACAUUAACAUCAACUAUUUCACCAGAGUGCACUGGUCUUUGUGGAUCUUCCAAAAAUGUAAUUUCUAAACCGUCUGAUUACCUUGCUCCAACUCAAAGUCUGUUAAAUUCUCAGCAAAUUACCCUAACAAACUCUGUCUCAGAAAACAAGCUUGCUUUCAAAUUGCAAGCAGGAUCAUUUGGCACCUUCACAUUCAGAAAGAAACCAACUGAUAUAAAGAUUGUUGCCACCUCAGAAGCCACAAUUGUUCAACACACUUCUGUCUCGCAUAAAGAGACAUCAAAUUCCAAUGAUGUUGUGGGGGAGAAAGUAAUUCAAUUAAUAACAAACAUCAAAAAUGAAACAGCAAGUGGUGAUGCUAAAAGCACUGAGAGAAAACUUCUUGAUCAAGAGACAACUGGCCUUCCUGAUCAAGAAACAGAUAAGUUUGAGCAACAUAAGAAGGGAAAGAGGGAAGCAAAAACAUGUCAAAAGAAGGGGGUGCACGAUUUUAAAGAGAAUGUUUUGUAUCUGGAGCAGAACAUAAUGCCUGAUGGUGAUUCACAUAAAUCAGGUCUUUCUCAAGCAGAGUGUAAUGAGGCAACACCAAAAACAGCGCAGAAUGCUAAUUCAGGUCAUGACACAAAACCAAAGGUAAUUGAUGCACUUAAAACCAACACUGCAGUUUCAGACUCAAUGGAGAAUGAAAAGACCCAGUGCCAAAAAAAGAAAAUGAAGACUACAAGUAAUCAAACUCCAAGCUUUGAUAUAUUUUCAGUAAAAGAGAAAAUUGGUGAAACUCCAAAGAACAAAGAUGUCUCUAUAGCAGAGAGUACCGAACCUGUUCAAAAACCAGAACAAUCAAUUUUUUACUCCCCUGACUCUAGCUGCAUUGAUCUAAAAGAAUCUGUUCAUACAGAGCCAGAGGUAGCUACUCAGACAACAGACAUCACAAAGACAGAUGAGCAGAAAGAACUUUCAGACAGUUCUUUGAGCAGAGCAAGUUUGACAGAAAGCACUAGAGACAUCAAUGACAAUCAUGUAGGGCCCAGUUCAUCCCCUAGAGUGGACAGCUCAAAACAAGACAGGGUCUCUCACAAAUGUUUAUCCACAGUUGUCCAAGAGGAGGAUCUCUCUACUCCUAUUCAGGAGUCACAGCCCAUCCAAGAUAUCUCCCAAACAUCUGCAGGCUUCUCAUGUAUUCAACCACCUUCAAACAAUCCCAGUCAGCCGGUCUCUCAAAGUUCCCUCCAAACCACUGGAAGAAGCGGUAUGGAAUUAGCAGCAUGGAAAUCUGAGGAAUCAACAAUGACUCAGUUUCCGAUUCAAGACACUUGCAAUCAUGAAAGUGAAAGAACAGCCAUAACGGCAAAGCCAUGCAGACAUGAGAACUUUCCAGUGUGUAUGGGACAUCGAACAGAACAGUCACAGUCACAGUCUACAACAUCAAUUGGGCAAACAGACAGUACUUGUGUCCUAAGAACACUGAAUCGGUUGGAUGAAAGAGAGACCCUUCCCUGCAUCCGGCCAAGACCAGACUCCUUGGUGAAAACCCAGCAAAAGCAAGCUGAGAGACAGAGCAUAGAGCGAGACAUUUGUCCAAUUAGCUACAGAUCAAAAGACCCAAAUGAUUUGGAUCUUCCCUUUAAAAACAACAUAGGUUCUGGUAAUGAAACAGACAGCGAUGGUUCAGUGCCUGAGCUAGAGGAACCCAGUGGGACACUGCUGAGACCCUCAAAUCCACCGUUAUCACCCUCUCCUGUUGAUGAGUCAGUAAGCAGAGCCAAGCAAAGUCGAAGUGAGAAAAAAGCACGAAAGGCAAUGUCAAAGCUUGGACUAAAACAGAUCCACGGAGUGACUCGCAUCACUAUUCGGAAGUCUAAGAACAUUCUCUUCGUCAUUACACGUCCAGAUGUGUUCAAAAGCCCUGCCUCAGAUAUAUACAUAGUCUUUGGAGAGGCCAAGAUCGAGGACCUUUCACAGCAAGUGCACAAGGCAGCCGCAGAGAAAUUUAAGGUUCCUCUUGACCCCUCACCUCUACCGUCAGAUAUUACCCCAAGCUUAACUAUAAAAGAAGAGAGCGAAGAAGAAGAGGAGUUGGACGAAGGUGGACUGGAGCAGAGAGAUAUCGAGCUGGUGAUGGCACAAGCCAAUGUGUCUCGAGCUAAAGCAGUCCGUGCACUGCGCCACAACAAGAAUGACAUCGUUAAUGCCAUAAUGGAGCUGACCAUGUAAGAGAGGAGCAGACAUCUUUCCCACCCCUUGCGUGUUUUCUUCCCCAAGUAAUGCUGCUAUAUUGCACCUCCCAAACUCCUGCUGAAAUAAAUCUGUUACAACCAGA
This is a messenger RNA of Danio aesculapii, 5926 nucleotides long. RefSeq names its product NAC alpha domain containing (gene nacad). The coding region runs from base 199 to 5820 and encodes 1873 amino acids. The record is from RefSeq and is a predicted model, not a curated record. NCBI's taxonomy places the organism in Eukaryota, Metazoa, Chordata, Actinopteri, Cypriniformes, Danionidae. Gene Ontology annotation, cellular component: nascent polypeptide-associated complex; cytoplasm. Gene Ontology annotation, biological process: protein targeting to membrane. The transcript is spliced from 9 exons.